CACACACACACACACACACACACACACACAUCUGAUUCCGACUCCACCGAACUUCGGACUUCGUGCCGACACUUGAACUUUAUUUCCUUUUUAUCGCUCCCUCUUUUGACUUGAGCUGUGUUUGAGUAAAGGGCUGAUUAGACGCUGGUCCACACCAUCGACACUAACGACAACACAAUGACAUUAAAAACCAGCAAAAACGAGCCUGCGGCGGUCCUGGACCUGGUGAACACACGCUCGGCUCUUUCAGACCUGUACCUGGAGCAGCUGCUGCUGAACAAACACAAGGCUGACAAGGCAGUCAUGCAGACAUUUGAGGCAAAGGAGCAUGAUACGGUGUACGCUAACGGCAGCACAGGACACAUGAACGGCAAAGAAGUGACUAAGAUGCGCGAAGUGGCCUUCAUGAAACAUCCGUCAGAACCACUGGGUGUGACUCUGAAACUGAACGAGAAACAGAAGUGUAUGGUGGCGAGAAUAUUACAUGGAGGGAUGAUCCACAGGCAAGGUUCCUUACACGAAGGAGAUGAAAUCACUGAGAUUAACGGCAAAAGCAUUGCGAAUCAGACUGUGGACCAACUGCAAAAGAUUCUGAAAGAUACAGACGGCGCGGUCACUUUGAAGAUCAUCCCCAACCAGCAGAGUCGCUCCAUGGUGUGUGAGAUGUACGUGAGAGCUCAGUUCGACUACGAUCCCGCCAAGGACGAGCUCAUCCCGUGCAAAGAAGUUGGGCUUAAAUUCAAAACCGGCGACAUCAUCCAGAUCAUCAACAAGAAGGAUCCGAACUGGUGGCAAGGCAGAGUGGACAAUUCAGGGAAAGACUUCGCAGGACUCAUCCCGUCCCCAGAACUUCAGGAAUGGCGUGCCGCUAGCAAAAGUAAGAGCGGCGGUGAGGCUAGUCAGUCGUGUAGUCCUUUUGGCAAGAAGAAGAAAUGCAAAGACAAGUACCUGGCAAAACACAGUUCGAUCUUCGAUCAGCUCGAUGUCAUUUCAUAUGAAGAGGUUGUGCAGCUUCCCGCGUUCAACCGGAAAACUCUGGUACUCAUCGGUGCGCCUGGUGUGGGAAGGAGCCAUAUAAAAAGUUCGCUGCUAACCAAAUACCCAGAGAAGUUCGUCUACCCUGCACCUCACACAACCAGACCUCAGAGGAAAGACGAAGAAAACGGACAGGAAUACUACUUCAUCUCUAACGAAGAGAUGACCAAAUGCAUCGUGGGGAACGAGUUCCUGGAGUACGGAAGCUUUCAGGGCAGCAUGUUCGGCACCAAGAUCCAAACCAUCCAGAAGAUCCACGAGCAAGAGAAGAUCGCUCUGCUGGACGUAGAGCCGCAGACCCUGAAGCUCCUCAGAACAGCAGACUUCGCUCCCCUCGUCGUGUUCAUCGCACCAACCAACUCAGGCAACCAGUCAGAAGCGCUGCAAGCCAUCCAGAAGGAAUCGGACACUAUUUUCAGCGUCUACCGCCAUUUCUUCGACGUCAUCCUGGUCAACAACGACGUGGACGAGAGCGUGAAAGGUGUCGAAGAGGCUUUAGAGAGCGCCUCCUCCAGUCCACAGUGGGUUCCUGUGUCCUGGGUCUACUGAUACUGAGCAGAUCCUUCAACCAGAUCCAUGAAAAAUCCCUCACUGUCGUAAAUCAGGCGCAAAACCGAGUCACCAGACGAAGCUCAAGUUCUGGCGGUUCAGGCUGCUGGUUAUUAAAGAUAUUUAAUUAAAAUUUGUUUUAUAAAGCAAUAAGUUUUAGAUUUUUUUUUCUUUUCCCUCAAAUCAGAGAGUUUAUAAAAAAAAAAAACGGUCCCAAUAAAUAAAUAAACAAACAAGGGCCAGUCCUGUGAUCAACACCACAAGUUUACAUCGGCUGUGUUACAGAGGACGUGUCAUUGUGUCGUUCUGGCUGUCGCUCGUGAGUAAAGUGUCACUGUGGAAAUUACCUGAAUAAAUUUAUCCAACACUGAAA
Tachysurus fulvidraco (yellow catfish) is the source of this 1957-nucleotide messenger RNA. It is a transcript of the gene mpp1, whose product is annotated as MAGUK p55 scaffold protein 1. The transcript is spliced from 12 exons. The record is from RefSeq and is a predicted model, not a curated record. The coding region runs from base 178 to 1584 and encodes 468 amino acids. Gene Ontology annotation, cellular component: plasma membrane; cell-cell junction. NCBI's taxonomy places the organism in Eukaryota, Metazoa, Chordata, Actinopteri, Siluriformes, Bagridae. Gene Ontology annotation, molecular function: signaling receptor binding.